Molecule: messenger RNA, 1208 nt
Organism: Anopheles arabiensis
Lineage: Eukaryota; Metazoa; Arthropoda; Insecta; Diptera; Culicidae
Product: odorant receptor 30a-like
Exons: 7
Coding region: 1-1119 (372 amino acids)
Biological process (GO): detection of chemical stimulus involved in sensory perception of smell; sensory perception of smell
Cellular component (GO): plasma membrane
Molecular function (GO): odorant binding; olfactory receptor activity
Source: RefSeq, a predicted model, not a curated record
AUGGCAACCAUCGAGAGCUUUCGUAAAUUGUUGAAAUAUUUGAUAGUGUACUCGAAAGUGCCCGGGGUUGAAAUGUGGACUGCCCCGGGAAAGUUCAAGCCAGCCUCGUAUUAUGUUUCAUUUCAUAUAAUAGUAUAUUUUGUCAGCACUGUUUGGACACUGAAAAAGUACAGUGAUGAUCCAAUUCAUAUGAUGAAAGUCCUUAUAACGCUGGGAACUGCUGUACAGCUCUACAUCAAGUUCUUUGUGGGACAUUCAAAAUCAAAGGAAGUGAUUGUUUUCUCUAACAAAAUCGAGCAGGAAGUGUUUGAGCAAAAUAAAAAUAGAACUGCUGGAGAGACUGUUCUGUUGAAACAAACUGCUACUAUCGUUGUACUAGCAUUUGGGCUGUAUCCAUUGUUCGCGUAUAAUGUAAAUGGAGUAGUGAUGCCUUUGUUCCUGUACGAGCUACCAUAUUACGAUUGGAGCACUACCAUGGGAUAUGUUGUGAACAUGAUGUUUCAAGUAAACCUGCUGGUGAUCGGCACGAUAGCAGCCAUGCUGUUCGACUUCUUGUACUUUAUGUACGCGAUGUAUACAAUGGUAAAGGCGGAUAUUUUUAUAAUACAUCUGGGUGAGCUAGAGAAAAUGCUAAACGAUCCGCUGACAGUGAAGAAAAACCAAUCCAGUGUACGGGAAAAAUGGGUGCAGUGCAUGUUUGAACAUCAGCAGACUACCAACUUCCUGAAUUCCAUCGAAGACAUUUUCGGGCUCAUGUGCCUAGCUCAAGUCUCCAUGGGAGUAUUUACCAUAUGCGAUGCAAUGCUACUGGUAGCAUUGACGGAUUGGUAUCCUACAUACUCGUUCUUAUUGGUGAUGUUUAUCGAACUGUCAUUAUAUUUUUUGAUUGGACACUUGAUCGAACUAAAGAUUGAUGCAAUGUACAACAAGAUCAUCUCAAUGCCUUGGUUUAAGCUCCCAGUGAAGGAACAGAAAGAAUUUAGAUUUCUGAUGAGCAGACAGCAAUGCCCGAUGAUGUUGACUGCGUAUGGUUUUCAUCCCAUGAAUUUCGAGGCGUACAUGAGUGUGUUGAAAGGCCUGUACCAGUUUUUCGUCAUGGUCAUGCAGUAUGUUGGCUGAACCUGAAAAAUUGUUUUGGUAAUAAUUGUUCCACUUACUAUUCACCAAAAUAUGUGAUGCACUCAUGCAAUACCAAUCAUACAAAGUUA